This is a messenger RNA of Aethina tumida (small hive beetle), 2748 nucleotides long. RefSeq names its product gametogenetin-binding protein 2-like. NCBI's taxonomy places the organism in Eukaryota, Metazoa, Arthropoda, Insecta, Coleoptera, Nitidulidae. The transcript has 8 exons. Gene Ontology annotation, cellular component: cytoplasm; nucleus. The record is from RefSeq and is a predicted model, not a curated record. The coding region runs from base 111 to 2120 and encodes 669 amino acids.
GGCAGUUUAAGUCAUGUACUAAAAGUGUUACGUUAAUUAAACCAUUCAGACAGACAUAUUUAUCGUUUAAAGCGGUGCGGUACAUAGAGAAGAGAAGAACGGUUCGUGCUAUGACCGCGAAAGAGAAAUUGCCGAGGUUGGUGGAUGUCUAUCGUCCCAACAACCCGCUUAGCAGGAGACAAAUCCCUCUUGUUGUCGAUGAAAAUUUAACGCUGGUUAUGGACGUGCAGGGCUCCGGUAUUAUCAGUGACAACAAAAUAUUGCGGGGCCGCGAGCUCGAGGAGUUCGAACGCAAGUGGCGUGUGCUCUCCAUGACCGAGCUGGACAAUGCACUGCACAUCAACAAAGAUGAACUUAUGCAUGUGCUCAACCAGAAUGUACCCUGUGUUGGCUGCAGAAGAAGUGUGGAGAGGCUCUACAUAGAGCUGCAGAAGUAUGGACAUCCCACUCUAGAUCCAUUGAUAGUUACAGGUGAUGGGAUAAUUACUAUCAAGAAAGAUAAACAGGACUCCCCUGUUUUGGGCUCCAUAUUUCAUGACCAUGCUGCUCGUUUAGACAAACUGAUUGAAAACCAGCCAAAAAGAAAUAAAAAGAGUGUGCGAUGCCUGUUGCAUUCUCUCGACUCACAGCGCAGCAGACCACUAACCCCAGUUUGGAGGGAUGUUUGGGACUGCAUGAAAAUGGACUGCAAAAAGGACGUGUGCAUCAUUGAGGCAUCUAGUCUGCACACGACACUUGAAACGUACCUGCGUAAACACAGAUUCUGCGCUGAAUGCAGAACUAAAGUUUUAAAAGCUUAUACUUUGUUGGUGGAGGAGCCGGAGCCAACUAAGGAGAAGGGUUACGUGUCGUCGUUGUACGCAGAAAUAAAACGUUGCCUGCCUGACAAACACAUUCACCUGCAACCGAAGACUGAUUACAUUACGAAGCUGAUUAGCCGCGCCGAGCCCGAACUACUUGGAAGAUUUAGUCGUAGAGAACGCCACGCGAAGACGCUCGAGAUCGCGCAGGAGGAGGUGCUCACCUGUCUCGGCAUCUGCAUGUACGAGCGCCUCCACCGCGUCUACAUGCGGAUGCGCGAGGAGGAAUGCACGUGCCAAGUGUUCGCGGCCGUCGCCGUGCACACGCUCAGCCGCAGCUUCGAGACCAUGGUCGAGAGAACCAGGGGCGUCAGCCAGCUGGAACUGCUCUAUGAAGAGUUUGCCCGCGAAGAGCAACAGAAACAGCUACGUAGGGAACAGAAGAAGAUCAAGCGCAGGCGUAAAAAGGGUAAAACAAUGGACCCGGAGGAAAAGGAGAAUUGCAACGACUGCGGCGCAGGCGACUCGCCAAUCGACGAAUACGAUAAGGACGAUUUGAACGACGGCAAGGGCUGCUCGUGCGACUCCCCCAUCACCGUCAAAUCGGCCGACUCGCCAACAAAACAAGCGGACGGGGGCGGCGGCUGCUACGGCUGCGAGAAACUGCUGUCGCCUGCGAAAAGCAAACGCCUGACGGUGCAGUGCAAUAAUAACGGUAGUGAGGCGCUCGAUCCGCAACACUAUGCGGACUACGUCAAGGCCAAAACAAAGGACCGUUCGCGGUGCAGCACGUCAAACGAAAUGUGGCCGGACGAGGAUUGCAAGUGUGACGGUGACGCAGCAAAGAAGCCGCCGUCCACGUGCGUUUGCGAUCCGUUCGUGGCGAGCACGAAGGACGGCGGCGGCAGCGAUCACUCGCACGAUUGCGGCUAUUCGUCGGAGAACAACAACGGGUGCUUCGAGUCCGGAUCGUCCGUCUCCAGUUUGAGCACAUCGCCGGAGGGUUCAGAGCUCGCGUGCUCGGAUAGUUGUUGCCAGCACGAACAGGAGUAUAUUUCGUCACAUUGCAGGUUGUCGUACGGCGGCAAUGGCACACAGUUAAGUCUGCAGGAAAUGCUCGAGGAUCACAGUGAGGACGACGAUAACGACUGUUACAUAACGGCGGAGGAGGUGCGCGAAUUCAAGAACAACAGCAGACAGGUAUACGAACAGCGGCGCGAACUGCGCGAAACUCUACAAAAGAGAUUUGCGCAGUUCUGCGUUAACGGACCGCUGCAAGUGCCUAGACUGCUCGUACAGACCAAGUACGCGUCGAACUGAUUUAAUGGCGCAGAAGCGGCGUUGUUUUCGAAAGGAUACAACUCAUUUUUAUAUUUUUUAUCAGUUUUUAAAAUCUGUAUUUUUGUGUUUUACCGGCGGAAUAUGCGAAAAGCAGACAGUAUGGUAAUUUUUUUUAAUUCAAAAUAUUUUGUUUGAUUAGGAUAUUGCGCUCAGUUACAUUUGCAUUUAAUCAACACAUUUUCACACAUGCUUUUUGUUAUUAUUCCACUGGUAUAUAUAUUUUUUUGUGAGGCGAGCUUUUGAAAAUAAUUCUGCCUAGUCAUAUCUUAACACUCAUUUGAUUUUUAGAAAAUAAAUGGUCUGGAGUAUUUUCAAAAUUCGUCGUUUUCUAAAUUUUGUCUGCCUUCAAAUUACAUAAUUAUUUCAGAUACAUAUUUGUUUAAUUUACAACUGUUUUACUUCUUUAAAAUUGAGCUCCUGUUUAAAAGAUAAAAAUGAGCCGGUAUUUAAUACAAUAUUUAUAAUGUAUUUGUUGCAUUCCAUAUGGGUUAUUAUUGUUAAAAAAGAUAGAGUUGUUUUGUAUGGGAGCAAUGUCUAUAUUUCAUUGCUUCUUGUUCUAUGUAAGUCAUAAAUAAAACAAAUAAAGUACCUAAGUUCAUAUUAAAAA